Messenger RNA from Babjeviella inositovora NRRL Y-12698, 630 nucleotides. RefSeq names its product HIG1 domain-containing protein. The transcript has a single exon. Gene Ontology annotation, cellular component: mitochondrial inner membrane. The record is from RefSeq and is a predicted model, not a curated record. Gene Ontology annotation, biological process: mitochondrial respiratory chain complex IV assembly. The coding region runs from base 1 to 630 and encodes 209 amino acids. NCBI's taxonomy places the organism in Eukaryota, Fungi, Ascomycota, Pichiomycetes, Serinales.
AUGAAGCUCUUAUCAGACGAAGAAUCCACUGCCCACAGAAACGCCACGCUUAUUGGUUGCGCCAAGGGUGCUGUCUUGGGUGCAGCUAUUUCCACCAGUAUUUUCACCUUGGGUGUCAAGAGAUGGCCCGCUAUUCGCAGAUUGAAUACUUCGAUCAAGACGGCCAUGUGUGUUAUGCCCCCCCUUGCCUGUUUUUCGGUGUGGGGUGAGCUCGCAUCCUUGGCGUUUGACGAAGAUUUCUACCAGUCCGAGAAAAAGAGGCAGGAUAUGAUCGAAGCACAGAAAUACUGGAAUGCCAUGGAUACCAAACAAAAGUGUAUUCACACCUUAUCCACUAACAGAUACUCGAUUCUCGGUGCUUCAUGGGUCGGUUCUAUGUGGGGUUCCUGGGCUCUUGUCAACAGAGAUCCAAUCAUGACCAAAGCGCAGAAGAUUGUUCAAGCCAGAAUGUACGCCCAGGCAUUGACCAUUGUUUUGUUAAUUGGGACCGUGUACUUGUCUAUGUACGAAGAAGAGCAUGGAAUAAACCACGAGAAUAAUGACAGCAAGAAUCAGUGGAAGAGGAUCAUUGCCGAAGCCGAAGCCAAGGGUAAGGCCAAGGCCGAUGCUGAAGCUGCUGCCGCUGUCUAA